Coffea eugenioides is the source of this 1357-nucleotide messenger RNA. Its product is annotated as carboxylesterase 1-like. Gene Ontology annotation, molecular function: hydrolase activity. Lineage: Eukaryota; Viridiplantae; Streptophyta; Magnoliopsida; Gentianales; Rubiaceae. The coding region runs from base 218 to 1237 and encodes 339 amino acids. The transcript is spliced from 2 exons. The record is from RefSeq and is a predicted model, not a curated record.
UUCUUCAAACUUGAGCACCUUCAUAGCUACAAUUCUUCAAACUUUGGCUAUUUCCUAGCGCUUUCGUAUUUUAUAUAUUGGGAUAUUACCUACUCAGAUAUCAUAGAAUAAUUGAUCAAUUAAAGCAUUCAUGUAUUCUAUAUGAUCUUCUAUUUUUUUUUUUGUGGUAAUAUAUAUCAUCUUCAUCAAUUACAUCUAAUUCCCUAGGCACUGAACCAUGGCUGAUCAGAUUGCACAAGUUGAAGCAAGCCAUCCUCCUGAAGAUCUCUAUGGUGCUCAGGGCUUCAUCCCUCUGGGCUUCAUCCGGAAUCCUGAUGGCUCCAUCACGCGUGAAGUCGUUGAUCCCAUCAACCCCGUCUCCUCCUACGAUAGCAGUCCUAUUCUUCUUGUCAAGGACAUCCCAGUAAACCCAUCUAAAAACACCUGGGUUCGUGUAUUCCUACCUAAAGAACCAAUUAAAUCCUCCCCGGACAAAAAACUUCCUCUCCUGAUUUAUAUCCAUGGUGGAGGACUUAUAAAGUGCAGCGCAGCCCACCCCUUUUUUGAUGAUAUUUAUAGUAUUUUUGCUGCUGAUAUUCCGGCAGUGAUCUUAACCAUCGAGUAUCGUCUUGCUCCGGAGCAUAGGCUGCCGGCAGCCUAUGAAGAUUGCUUGGAAGUUCUGCAGUGGAUCAAGAAUUCCCAAGACGAAUGGUUGACACAACAUGCGGAUUUAUCAAACAGUUUCAUCUUCGGCAACAGCGCCGGAGGAAACAUUGCCUAUCAUGUUUGUUUGAUUGCAUCUUCAUGUGUUGAUGAUCUUAAGCCUUUGAAUAUCAAAGGAGUGAUUUUGCAUCAACCAUUUUUGGGUGGCGUCAAGAGGACAGAAUCAGAGCUGAGGGGGGUUAACGACAAGAUUUUACCACAAGCUACUGUUGACAUUGGAUGGGAGCUAGCAUUGCCCGUUGGAGCUGAUCGAGAUCACGAAUUUUGUAAUCCGAUGCUCAGCAUCAAAUUAGGCCAAUUUGAUGCGAUUAAAGGUCUAGGAUGGAAGAUUUUGGUGGCUGGCUAUGAAGGUGAUCCAUUGUCUGAUCGUCAAGUUGAACUUGCCAAAAUCUUGGAAGAGAAUGGUGUGGAAGUGGUGGCUAAGUUUGAUAAAGGAGGUUAUCACGGUAUUGAAUUUUAUGAGCUUUCAAAAAUGAAAAUUCUUUGUGAUGUUGUUAAAAAGUUUGUAGAAUCCUUUGCAAAUGUAACUGCGUAGACAGAUUACAAGGUUUCUUCAAGAUGUGUGAUCUUCCUAAUCGACUAUGAUGAUUAAUCUUGUACUUUUCAUGAGCUUAAACUAAUAAUAUCUAUAAAGUCUUGUCAUUAAUCUUGUAAA